AUGGAGGCAAAUACAAAGCGUCCUAGGCUUGCUCUUCAUAGAGCUCUCCUACUAGGAAGUGGUGGCGUUGGCAAGACAUCUCUCUGCAACAGUUUCUCUCUUGGUCACUUUGCUGACACGUUCGACUCUAGCAUUGAGAACGGCUACCGGAAGGAGAUCACGGUUGACGACAAGCCAUGCGUGAUUCAUAUCUUCGACAAAGCUGGCCAGGCUGAACAUCUGGCUCUCAGACAGGAAUGGAUCCGAGAAAGUACGGCCUUUAUACUCGUCUUUAGCUUCUUAUCGAGGGAGUCAUUCGAAAAGACGAAGAAGCUGCAUCAGCAGAUACGAUCGAUUAAAAACGCACCGUUCCCAUUGAUCCUCGCCGGAAACAAGAGUGAUACCAGGCCGGAAUUGUGGGAAAUACCUGUUGAGGAGGCAAGGAGUUUGGCAACAGAGUUUGGUUGCGAAAUUGUGCAAACAUCAGCCAAAUAUGACGAAAAUAUAGAAGAAAUGUUUCACAAACUGAUCGCGCUAGCCCAUCACAUCGAUGAAGGAAACCGAGAACAGUCAAAUGAUUUUCAGAAUCCACUGAACGCUUUUCCCAGCGCCGAACUGAACAUCGACGACAAAGAUUCACAUGCCGACGGCGCCAGGAACGAUAACACAAAGGACCAGUCAGCGGAUACGAGCGAAAGAAUAUUCGAACCAACCUCUACCACUAUCAAUCACACAGAUUUAUCACGUCAUAUAGAUCACGCCACCGAACGAAUGGAUGAUCCAAUGCCCAGGAGAAAUUACAGAGAAAGAACUGGCUGGAGACGCCGUUUCUCAGAUUUUCUGAGACAGUUCUGA
Molecule: messenger RNA, 834 nt
Organism: Clonostachys solani
Lineage: Eukaryota; Fungi; Ascomycota; Sordariomycetes; Hypocreales; Bionectriaceae
Source: the annotation of a GenBank genome assembly